Komagataella phaffii GS115 is the source of this 2988-nucleotide messenger RNA. Its product is annotated as Lactose regulatory protein. Gene Ontology annotation, cellular component: nucleus. The record is from RefSeq and is a predicted model, not a curated record. Gene Ontology annotation, molecular function: RNA polymerase II cis-regulatory region sequence-specific DNA binding; DNA-binding transcription factor activity, RNA polymerase II-specific; zinc ion binding. Lineage: Eukaryota; Fungi; Ascomycota; Pichiomycetes; Pichiales; Pichiaceae. Gene Ontology annotation, biological process: DNA-templated transcription; positive regulation of transcription from RNA polymerase II promoter by galactose. The coding region runs from base 1 to 2988 and encodes 995 amino acids. The transcript has a single exon.
AUGCAUCAUAAAGAAAGACUCAUAGAUCAUAUUUCUUCGGAGUCUAACUUCUCCCUUUCCACUUCGUCGAUGCCGUCCUUCAGCCAUGAAUCAAAUCAAUCGCCGAACCCAAUGCUGAUCGAACAAGCUUGCGAUUCCUGUCGUAAGCGCAAAUUAAGGUGUUCUAAGGAAUACCCAAAGUGUUCCAAAUGUGUCACCCACAAAUGGAGUUGCGUUUAUUCACCAAGGACAGUGAGAUCUCCGUUGACGAGAGCUCAUCUGACCAAAGUGGAAAAUCGUGUACGAAUGUUGGAAGAUCUGUUGGAACGAGUUUUCCCUACUCAGAGUGUCGACCAGUUACUGGAAAAGAGAACCAGUCUAUCCGGCAACUCCACGGGGCAUUCUCCAUCUUAUCCAAAUAGUAAUUCCGUUUCCCCCCAGAAUUCCUCCCCAAAAGUUAGCGACUCUUCCUCAACGACUGCUGAACCCGCUCCAGUCCUUCCAUCCAAACCCAAAUCUUCAUUCCGUCCAAUAGUUCCAGAUGACUACUUCCUGAAUGAUGAAAUCAACGGUUUCGAUUGGGAGGAGGAAGACACCCCAGAUCAAUUGUUGGUAAUGCAGCAACCUCCGACAUCCGUCGAUUCCACGAAUGUCUCACAUUCUUACUGGAAUCAUAGCCGAAGAUCGCAGAAAAAUUCCGUGACUUCGUUGAACUCACUUGCGGAGCACGAACAAUCCGGUUGCUCUUCGUUGAUAACGUCCCCCAGCCUACAGCCACUUUCUCAGACAACAACCAAUGAUUCCCACCCCGAUGGAAUGGCUGCUCUUUCAGUUAACCUUAAGGGUGGAUCUGGAUAUUUUGGGUUCUCUUCAAGUUCUGGACUUCUAAGGGCAUUGAAGCUGGGUCAAUUUGAUUCCGCUUCCAUAUCUCCUAUGAGCUCUGUUAGGAACUCGGUCUCCAAGACUAAUACUGAACCUACUGAACCACAAUCAAUUCGUUCUUUACUAGGAGAUCCCAAUGACUUUUUGGAACCCGAAAAGAAGGCUGAAUUCCCAGGCUACGAUUCUCACUUAAAUGACCCUAACAACCAAUCCCAAUAUCUCCAGGCCUACUUCAAGUAUUAUCACACAUCGUAUCCUUUCAUCCACAAAGGAUCAUUCCUCAAACAUUAUGCUGGGGAGCUACCAAUCAAGAAUGAGAACCAUUGGCAGAUUUUGCUUAAUGUCGUACUUGCUCUAGGAUGUUGGUGUUUGAAUGGAGAAUCUUCCUCGAUUGAUCUUUGCUACUACAAUAGAGCAAAGAUGCUUUUAAAGCAGGUGGGUAUUUUUGAAUGUGGUAACAUUAUGCUGUUAGAGUCUUUGAUUCUCCUUUCGAACUAUACGCAGAAGAGAAAUAAGCCUAAUACAGGAUGGAGUUACUUAGGUAUUGCUAUUAGAAUGGCUAUGUCUUUAGGGCUUUACAAAGAGUUCAACUUGGACCAUACAGAAAAGGACCACUAUCUCAACUUAGAAAUCAGAAGACGGUUAUGGUGGGGUUUGUACAUUUUCGAUGCUGGAGCUUCAAUAACUUUUGGUCGUCCUAUCACUUUACCAAGCAGAGAUUCGUGUGAUAUUCAACUGUGUUCCAAUAUCAAUGAUGCCGAGUUGGAAGAAUUGAUCGAAAUAAAAUCGGAUUCAAUCACUACUGAGGACCUUAACAAACCAUACCCAACAGCAUACUCCGGUUUGAUUCAGCAAACCCAGUUUACUGAAUUAUCUAUGAAAAUUUACAACCGUUUGGUUUCCAAACCAGCUCCAACUGUUGAAGAAUGUCUAGACAUGAACAUGGAAAUUGAAAAUUUCAUAAAGGGUCUUCCCGCUUACUUCCAUGAAAGCAAUGAAAUUGCAAUGUCUCAGUUCUACAAGGUUACGCCGUCCAAAUAUUACGAUUAUGACAGCAACAAACAGGUGGACUAUACCCGCUUACCGCAAUGGUUUGAUCUAAGUCGAAGUAGAUUGAUUUGGAGAUACAAGAACCUGCAAAUUACCCUUUUCCGAGCAUUUAUUUGGCAACGAGUCAUUGGAGUAACCAAUCCCAAGGUACUUCAACAGUGUAAGACUAGCAGAGGUAAGGAAUGUCGAACUAUUUGUUUGAGAGUUGCUCAUGAAACAAUUUUGUCUAUUCAACAGUUCGUGAAUAUUGACGAUGAUGAUGACUUCUCUAGACUAUCGGUCAUUGGAUGUUGGUAUGCUACGUACUUCCUAUUCCAGGCUGUCCUGAUUCCAAUCGCUUGUCUUUGUUCUGAACCGGAUAGCAAAUAUGCUCCAAUUUGGAUCGAGGAUAUUCAAAUUAGUAAGAAGAUCUUCUUGAAGCUCAACAAGCUCAACUCGUUGGCAUCUAAGUUUGCCAAUGUUAUUGACAGAUCAAUGAGUCAAGUAAUGCCACAGUUCGACACAACAAGCGCCAAGGACUCUCCACUCAACAUUAACGAUUUGAUCGAUAUGCACGGUCUCAUGGGUAACAGCCCCGCUCCUGGUUCUAACAACAAUAGCAACACCAAAAGCAGCCCCAGCACUACCAACAAUACCAGGACCCCCAACACUAUCAACAAAAACAACAGUAACAUGAACAAUAAUAGUAUCAAUAACUAUUUUAACAACAACAGCAACAACAAUAACUCCUUCUCCAGUUCGAAGGCUGGACCAGUGAAACAGGAAUUUGAAGAUUACUGUUUAAAGCUGGACCCUGAAGACGAAGACAUGUCUGCCUUAGAGUUUACCGCAGUUCGAUUCCCCAACUUUUCAGCUACGACAACAGCCCCGCCUCCUACUCCAGUCAAUUGCAACAGUCCUGAAAACAUCAAGACCUCCACUGUGGACGAUUUUUUGAAAGCUACUCAAGAUCCAAAUAACAAAGAGAUACUCAACGACAUUUACAGUUUGAUUUUUGAUGACUCCAUGGAUCCUAUGAGCUUCGGAAGUAUGGAACCAAGAAACGAUUUGGAAGUUCCGGACACUAUAAUGGAUUAA